AUUUGUGCAUCUUAAGUGGAGAAAUCAAAACGAAAAUGGAAAUGAAGAAGUUGUUUUACAUCGUGGGAGUCCUCACUGUUCUGGCAAUUGCCAGCUUCGAUGGAGCAUAUGGAGCUGGUGAAUGCGGGAAAGCAAAUCCCAACAUGGAAGCUAUGAAACUUAUUCCAUGUGCAUCUGCAGCGCAGGAUGCGAAUGCUCCUGUUUCCAGCAAAUGCUGCGCUCAGGUGAAGACAAUGGGACAGAACCCCAAAUGCCUUUGCGCUGUUAUGCUCUCUGAUACUGCUAAAAGUUCUGGUGUCAACCCAGAAAUUGCCAUAACAAUUCCCAAACGAUGCAACCUUGCUGAUCGCCCUGUGGGUUAUAAGUGUGGGCGUAAGUCAUUUGUAGCACGUUUAUUAAAAUCUUGUCCACUUUACUGCCCAUGCGUAUACACUGCCUUGAAGUCACGAGGACUGAAGAUUGCUAACCAUGUACCUAUGCAGUCUUAUAUAUCAAAUAUGUAACAAUAUGAAAACUUUAAUGUCUGAUCCAGUGUUCAAAUAAAUAGUGAACUUCUUGUUCUGCUUUUUGUAUUUGAAAUUGGACAUAAUGCUUGCCAUUUUCAA
This is a messenger RNA of Olea europaea var. sylvestris, 605 nucleotides long. Its product is annotated as non-specific lipid-transfer protein 3-like. Gene Ontology annotation, biological process: systemic acquired resistance. The record is from RefSeq and is a predicted model, not a curated record. The coding region runs from base 36 to 503 and encodes 155 amino acids. Gene Ontology annotation, molecular function: fatty acid binding. NCBI's taxonomy places the organism in Eukaryota, Viridiplantae, Streptophyta, Magnoliopsida, Lamiales, Oleaceae. The transcript is spliced from 2 exons.